Molecule: messenger RNA, 252 nt
Organism: Aspergillus bombycis
Lineage: Eukaryota; Fungi; Ascomycota; Eurotiomycetes; Eurotiales; Aspergillaceae
Exons: 2
Coding region: 1-252 (83 amino acids)
Source: RefSeq, a predicted model, not a curated record
AUGCUCAGCAACUUCGCAAUCAUGGUCAUUGUUAUUGUUGCCUGUCUUGGUGUUACGGCUUUGGCAGCAGGCAUUUCCUCCCACUUCAGUGGACCCGAUGAUGUGCGCCCCGUCUAUGACUUCCCCCACGAGCAGCGGCUGUACAUGCAAUCCGUCCGCAGAUCGUAUUUCGCCGACCUUUUGAGUGGCAUGGGACAAUUUAAACCCCAUCGGAUGCGUGCAGGUGAGUCUCGCAGGGAGGAAAGGGUAUGA